GUCAUUAAAAUGAAAAAUAAACAAACUAAUUGUUUAUACAAUUAAUCAUGGUUUUUAACAAGAAAAUUUAUUAAUGCAGCACACAGUAAUCCACUAAUAAAACGAAAUAAGAUGUACAAAGGCAGUUAAUCUAAUGAAGCUUAAAAGCGACUGCUCCAGCACCACAAUAACCGAAAAAUUAACAAACUUACAUGAAACAUUUACAAAACAAGGGCUCAGCAAUGAGGAUCUUUACAAAAUUGCUCUUUCAAGUAGAAUUAAACCAAAAAGCUCGCGUAGGUUCCUCUAUAUAAUAUCAUUCAUAAUUUUGCUCAUCUCAAAUCUAUACAUGCCAAUUUGCUUAGAUAUUUUACUAGGAAUAAGGUGUGUUGUGCCAAACAAUUAUUUUAUAUGGGAAGGCACUAGACCAAUAUCAGAUUGCUCAUUUUGCUCAAAUGUUACUGGACCGAUUGAAUUACAUAAUGUAACAAGGAAAGAGUUUGAGCCUUAUGCUUACUCUUCUCAUCCUAUUGUGGUGAGACAAGCCUUUUUACACUGGCCAGCAUUAAAAAAGUUUAGCUGGCACUUUUUUAAAGAAUUAUAUUACAGUAUUGAGGAUUCUUACAAAAGUGUUGAUGAAGAGUGCCAAUUUUUACAUUUUAAGUCUGAUUUUGUAUCUUUGAAAAAUGUCUUUAGUAUGUCUAUUGAUCGGGUUAACAAUUUGCCAGGAGAAAAGAGUUGGUAUGUUGGAUGGGGGAACUGCCAUCCGAUAAUAUUGGAAGAAAUGAGGAAGUAUUAUCCAAAGCCCCAUUUUUUGCCAGAGGAUGCUGAAAUACCUCAUAAGGAUUAUGUUUUUAUGGGUUAUGAUGAUGGGGCUACAAUGCAUCUGGACUUUAUAAACAGAUUGAUGUGGCAAGCUCAACUACAAGGCUCAAAAAUUUGGAAGUUAUUACCACCUCCGGAGUGUCAAAAUGUAUGCCAGCCUUUACAAUUCUUAGUUCAUCCUGGAGAUGGGGUAUUGGUGGACACUCGGAUUUGGUAUCAUGGAACAACUAUACCAAAUGGAGAGUUCAGUCUUUCCAUACAGUCUGAAUAUGGUUAAAUCAGAUGAUAUUUAUUUAAGUUUUAAAGCUGUUUUAAAUGCUAUAGCCAAAGUCUUUUAGUUUUUAGUAAAGUACCUUUUUGUUUUUACCAUUUCUAGUCUGCAAUUUACCAAUUUCGAGCUCUAAUACAAAUAUCUUUUUCUAUAGAAAAAUAAUGUAUUAUAAAUAUUCUUAUAUACAUGCAUUUUACAUCUAUCAGUAAAUUAUAUUACAAUACCUAAUGUAGUCAUUUGGUUACCAGUGAACUCAUUGUAGUUUUUAUAUGUUACUUAGUGCCAUUUCUGCCAUUUUGUUAUCAUUUUAGUUAAAUGUAGUAUUUAUAUUUUAAAGAAAAAAUAUAUAAUUUAUUUUA
Anthonomus grandis grandis is the source of this 1434-nucleotide messenger RNA. RefSeq lists its product as uncharacterized. Bases 134 to 1081 code for a protein of 315 amino acids. NCBI's taxonomy places the organism in Eukaryota, Metazoa, Arthropoda, Insecta, Coleoptera, Curculionidae. The record is from RefSeq and is a predicted model, not a curated record. The transcript is spliced from 4 exons.